AUCCCCCAUUACCCUUCACUCAAAUUUCACCAUUGUUAAACAUCUUCAACUUUUCUCAAUAUACACUAAAAAUGGCUCGUACUAAGCAAACAGCUCGCAAAUCCACUGGCGGUAAGGCACCAAGGAAGCAACUAGCAACUAAGGCAGCAAGAAAAUCUGCUCCGGCAACUGGAGGGGUGAAAAAGCCUCACCGUUUCCGACCAGGAACUGUGGCUUUAAGAGAAAUCAGGAAGUAUCAGAAGUCGACUGAGUUGUUGAUCAGGAAGUUGCCGUUUCAGAGGCUGGUGAGGGAGAUCGCUCAGGAUUUCAAGACGGAUCUGAGGUUUCAGAGCAGUGCUGUUGCUGCUCUACAGGAGGCUGCUGAAGCGUACCUUGUUGGAGUGUUUGAAGAUACUAAUCUCUGUGCUAUUCAUGCUAAGAGGGUUACUAUUAUGCCUAAGGAUAUUCAGCUUGCAAGGAGGAUUCGUGGAGAAAGGGCUUAGGAAGAAAAAAGUUGUUAGUGUUUUCAUCUGUUUUACUGUUUGUUAUUUGGAUCUGUUGUUGGAAUGGUAGGGUUAGCUGUGUAAAUCUAACAGAUGAUUUCAGUUCAAUUAAUGGAAUUUGUGCUUUGUUUUCUUCAAUCAAAGAUUUUGCAAUUUCGUUG
Molecule: messenger RNA, 643 nt
Organism: Solanum pennellii
Lineage: Eukaryota; Viridiplantae; Streptophyta; Magnoliopsida; Solanales; Solanaceae
Product: histone H3.2-like
Exons: 1
Coding region: 72-482 (136 amino acids)
Cellular component (GO): nucleosome
Molecular function (GO): DNA binding; protein heterodimerization activity; structural constituent of chromatin
Source: RefSeq, a predicted model, not a curated record